Rosa rugosa (rugosa rose) is the source of this 1086-nucleotide messenger RNA. RefSeq lists its product as uncharacterized. The record is from RefSeq and is a predicted model, not a curated record. The coding region runs from base 1 to 1086 and encodes 361 amino acids. The transcript has 2 exons. NCBI's taxonomy places the organism in Eukaryota, Viridiplantae, Streptophyta, Magnoliopsida, Rosales, Rosaceae.
AUGGCGACCUCCAUGAGGAAAUCUAUAUGUCUCCUCUACCAGGGCUUCGGAAACAGGGGGAGGAAAGAUUGGUCUGCCGACUUCACAAGUCAUUAUAUGAGACAAGGCAAGUCUUUUACUGCCCUCUUGAUAUAUGUUGAUGAUAUUUUGAUUACGGGAAAUGAUUCUGCAAGUAUUGAUGCACUCAAGCAAUUUCUUCAUCGUAAUUUCCGUAUUAAAGACCUUGGAGACUUAAAAUAUUUCCUUGGCAUUGAGGUUUCUGCUUCGAAAAAUGGGAUUUUUAUUUCUCAACGAAAAUAUGCGUUAGAGAUUAUUAAGGAUGCAGGGUUGAUGGGUGCUGCCCCUGUUGACACACCUAUGGAACGAGGACUGAAGUUAUCUGACAUGAGUGACUUGCUCAAAGAUCUGGCUCGUUACAGAAGAUUGGUUGGCAGAUUAAUAUACCUUACUGUUUCGAGACCAGAUAUCACUUAUUCAGUCCAUGUAUUAAGCAGAUUCAUGCAUCAACCUCGAAAAUGUCAUAUGGAAGCAGCUUUGCGUGUUGUGCGUUACCUCAAAGGUGCACCUGGUCAAGGUUUAUUUUUCUCUUCACAGAGUGAUCUCAGAUUGCGUGCUUAUUGUGAUUCAGAUUGGGCAGGGUGCCCCAUUACUAGAAGAUCAACCACAGGUUAUUGUGUUUUUCUUGGUUCUUCGUUGGUUUCAUGGAGAUCAAAAAGACAGAAAACAGUCUCGCUUUCUUCAGCUGAAGCGGAGUAUCGUGCAAUGACAGGUGCCUGCUGUGAAUUAACGUGGCUUCGAUACCUACUCAGAGACUUAGGAAUAUUACAUCAAGAACCCGCCUUGCUAUUUUGUGAUAACAAGGCAGCGCUGCACAUUGCAGCGAAUCCAAUUUUUCAUGAGCGAACUCGUCAUAUUGAAAUGGACUGCCACUACAUCAGGGAUAAAAUCCAAGAUGGUUCUGUUGUUGCCAAGUUUGUCAUUUCUGCUCAUCAAUUGGCGGAUGUCCUCACUAAGGCCUUGGGAAAGGAAAUCUUCCUUCCUAUGAUUCGCAAGUUGGGAGUUCGAGAUAUCCACUCUCCAACUUGA